CCUUUCGUUCUCCUUGGCAGAUCGUGGACCAUUGUCCCCGCUGAAAUCGGUGUUCUGAGUCCUCCUUCAAAGCACCAGCACAGGGCAGGCCAGGAACCCAGACAGUAAGGGGCGGCGCACCUAAUGCGCCUAAAACCGCCGCCUUCAUGACCGAGUCAUACGAUCCCGAUGAACGGUUGCAACCCACGCAUGUCGACUACCGACCAAAGGAGACCCCGCCGCCAUUCGACAUUGGAGAGCCAUCGCCCAAGGGCGAGGCUCCGAAUUUCGAUGUAGAGCCAACGGUUCCGGGCAGUUCCCGUAAGCUGCCGGAAUUCCACAAGCCCGAUACAAUCGAGGGCAACUCGGUGCUGAUCAGACAUUUAGAGCCCAAUCGACCUGACAUAGCCAUCUUCGAAAAUGACCAUCCGUUAAGUCGGGGCUUGGCCGUGGAGGAUACCUUCCCCUCGCCUCCCAAAUUCAAGAUCAGCCCGGACAAACCACCUCCGGAACUCGUGGCGAGACAAGCCCUCGGUCUGAUCAGCCCGAGUGAGCCGAAGGAGGAGGCCGGUCCCUCGGUGCCCCCCAGGAUUCCUCCAGCGCCCCCCAAGGAUCCAUUGCGACCGCCGAUCGCCGCGGAAGAACCUCCGCUGAAAGAAGAACAGCAGCCAACGCCGGUCAAUCUCCCCCUGCCGCUGUCUCAUCCGCUGAGGCCGGAGAGGAAACUGUCCGACCCGGACUCCCGGUUGAGCAAGUUGCUGAUCAACCCGUCGGAACCGGCGGCCCAGCUCCCUGCUCUUCACUCGUCAGCCACGGCGACCUCGGUGGAGCACAGCUUGCCCUCUCUUCAGACCGCGUUGGCUGCGGUGACCGAUAUGCCCCCCCAUGGCGGUCCAGGUCCGGGGCGUAUGAACGGCACGACUUUCGGCGCCCUGCCUCCAGUCUCGGCUGCGUCUCCCCCGGUGUCAAGGACCGACCCGGUCUGGGAACACCAACGCUUGGGCCAAUUUCCCCCGCCGUCGCAGGUGCCGCCCAGCCCCUACUCGCACUUGUCCCCGACCAGCUCGAAAGACAUCUCGGCCAUGUCGUCGCCCGCAUCACAACAGAAUUACUGGCGGCCGCCCAUCAAGGCGGACAUCGCGUAUCUUACCUCGAAUUAUGAGACCGUCCCUCCGACGGUCAAGAGCCCAGCCACCAGCUAUCCCACUCCCACCGACCAGACCCCCGGAUCGACCUGCGAUCGGCCGUAUAAUGCUCCCACACACUCGAAUGGAGCGGUGUCUGCCGGGUCGUAUAAGUGUCGCCACCCGGGCUGCACGGCAGCUCCCUUCCAAACACAAUAUCUGUUGAACUCCCAUGCGAAUGUCCACUCGCAGGAUCGUCCGCAUUUCUGCCCCAUUGAUGGCUGUCCUCGUGGCCCCGGUGGAAAGGGGUUCAAACGGAAGAACGAGAUGAUCCGACACGGUCUCGUUCACAACUCGCCCGGAUACGUAUGUCCCUUCUGCCCGGAUCAACAACACAAAUAUCCUCGACCGGACAAUCUCCAGCGACAUGUCAGGGUUCACCACGUCGAUAAGAGUCGUGACGACCCAGCCCUCCGGCAGGUCCUAGCCCAACGACCGGAGGGCAGUACGCGUGGUCGGCGCCGUCGGACCAGCGCCCACUAGGCCUUGCCCUUAUCUCAAUCACCUAUCCUAGCGAUACUAUGCUCCAAAAGUGCAGGUUACCAUUAUACGAUAUUGCAUUAGCGACAGCGUCCGCGUUGAUUUCAUCUUGGGGUCACGAAUUGGCUUUCUCAACC
Molecule: messenger RNA, 1780 nt
Organism: Aspergillus ibericus CBS 121593
Lineage: Eukaryota; Fungi; Ascomycota; Eurotiomycetes; Eurotiales; Aspergillaceae
Exons: 3
Coding region: 147-1646 (499 amino acids)
Biological process (GO): regulation of transcription by RNA polymerase II
Cellular component (GO): nucleus
Source: RefSeq, a predicted model, not a curated record